Heteronotia binoei (common prickly gecko) is the source of this 1561-nucleotide messenger RNA. It is a transcript of the gene CA8, whose product is annotated as carbonic anhydrase 8. The transcript has 9 exons. The record is from RefSeq and is a predicted model, not a curated record. Lineage: Eukaryota; Metazoa; Chordata; Lepidosauria; Squamata; Gekkonidae. The coding region runs from base 77 to 928 and encodes 283 amino acids. Gene Ontology annotation, molecular function: zinc ion binding; carbonate dehydratase activity.
ACAGACUUCCGCAAAGCUGCCUCACAGAGGGACUCAGAGCACUCAGAGAGACAGAGUAGCUGCUGAGUACUUGCUAAUGGCUGACAAGAGCUACAUUGAGGAAUCUGAGCCCUUGCCUGAGAAAGAGGAGACUGUGGAGUGGGGCUAUGAGGAAGGAGUUGAGUGGGGAUUAGUCUUUCCUGAUGCUAAUGGAGAAUACCAAUCUCCUAUUAACCUGAAUUCAAGAGAAGCCAAAUAUGACCCUAAACUGCUGGAAGUACGUUUAUCACCAAACUACGUUGUAUGCCGUGAUUGUGAAGUCAUCAAUGAUGGUCACUCAGUCCAGAUCCUUUUAAAAUCCAAAUCAGUGCUAGUAGGAGGACCAUUACCUCGGGGACAUGAAUUUGAACUGCAUGAUGUUCGAUUUCACUGGGGUAGAGAAAAUCAGCGUGGCUCUGAACACACUGUUAAUUUUAAAGCGUUUCCCAUGGAGCUUCACCUAAUUCACUGGAACUCCACAAUGUACCACAGUAUUGAUGAGGCAAUUGGGAAGAAGAAUGGCAUUGCCAUUAUUGCUUUAUUUGUGCAGAUAGGAAAGGAACAUUCAGGCCUAAAGGCUGUGACUGAAAUUCUGCAAGAUAUCCAGUACAAGGGGAAGAGCAAGACAAUACCCUGUUUUAAUCCUAAUACAUUAUUGCCAGACCCACUGUUACGAGAUUAUUGGGUGUACGAAGGCUCUCUUACAGUUCCACCCUGCAGUGAAGGUGUGACAUGGAUAUUAUUUAGAUAUCCUUUGACUGUAUCUCAGCUUCAGAUAGAAGAAUUUCGAAGACUGAGGACACAUGUUAAAGGGGCAGAACUCCUAGAAGGCUGCGAUGGAAUUCUAGGAGAUAACUUUAGGCCUACACAGCCACUUAGUGACAGAGUCAUAAGGGCAGCCUUCCAGUAGUAGAGAGAAACAGUGAAAUAAUCCUGAUGUAGAUCCCUUUGAUAGUGACCUUGAACCAGAAGAUCCUCCCCAAAGGACAUGUUGUCCCUGAACCUGCCUGAAACAGACCAAGGGGAACACUCCUUAUUUUUAUAAGAAGGAGGAUGUGAUGCUGGACUCUGAUCUCAAGAGCAAAGACUUUCUAACAAAGAAUCUCAACUUCUUUCUAAAUUAAUGCACCAAACUACACAAGACUGCUCAUUGUCCUUUAGGCAAAUGGUUGAACUGACUGAAGGUAUAAUUUGAGGACAUUUAGCAGUUUCACAGGGUUAAGAUAUAACCCAGAGCAUUGUUCAUUUUAGCUUUCACUAAAUGGCAGAGCUCUGACAGAUCUCAAGCUCCCAUUUGGAUAUAAGAGCUUAAACGAGUUCUAGUCUUUUUCAGAUCAACAUCUAGUUUACCUGAGGGGCCAUUCUUCUUCAAACCCCUUGGUAUCUGCUACUUUGCUGCUUACUUAAUUCAGAUGACUUAAAAUUGUCUAUAAUUUUCCAUCUGCUACCAAUGACCUCCAAUGUACCAGAUCAACCCUUUGUGGAUUUGCACAGUAUCUGUAUGUUUUUCACUUCAUCUGGAAUGGGAACCCUGUGAUUGGUU